This is a messenger RNA of Branchiostoma floridae (Florida lancelet), 948 nucleotides long. RefSeq names its product non-neuronal cytoplasmic intermediate filament protein-like. Bases 1 to 948 code for a protein of 315 amino acids. NCBI's taxonomy places the organism in Eukaryota, Metazoa, Chordata, Leptocardii, Amphioxiformes, Branchiostomatidae. The record is from RefSeq and is a predicted model, not a curated record. The transcript has 5 exons.
AUGACUCAGCCGAAAACAAGCGAGGCAAUCCGAAGCUCUGUGUGGUCGUCUUUGAUCGCCAGUGGUGAAGACGUCAGUAGAUCCGGACCCGAAUCUCUCAAGGCAAGAACGCGCGCCAUCCGAGCCGGCAAUGUGAUCACAUCCCUCGAAGGGCCUGGCGGCACGCAGCAGACCAUGGCCGGCGCACGCAAGGCUCGAGUCCAGGAGAGGGAGGAACUAUCCGCCAUGGACAACCUCUUCGCCUCCUACAUUGAAAAAAUGCGCUCCCUCCAGCAGCGUAAUUACGCCAUGGAGGCGCAGGUGCUGAAGCUCCAGGCAUCGGAGACAACCGCACACACGAAGACGCUUUACGAGAAGGAAACCAGGGACUUGCGCGCGCUGGUGGACGAGCUGUCCGAGGAAAAGGUCAAGAUGGUUCUGGAGAGAAACCAAUGGCGGGAACAGGCAGAGGAGUAUAGAAGAAAGUGGGAAGAUGAGGCAGCCUGGCAUGCGGAGCUGAAUACUGAGGUUUCAAAGCUCAAUAAAGACGUGUAUGCUGUAACGCAAGUACAUUUGGACCUGCAGAAUAAGAUUUCUACGAUAAAGGAAGAGAUGGAUUUCAUGAUGAUGGUGCACAAGCAUGAACUGAAGCCACUUCAGGACCAGUUGAACGAGAGUCUGUCCAUUUCCGCCAAGGAUCGGACUCAAGAAUCCGGACUUAACGUCAUUACUAAGCUGUACGACCUGCGCCAGCAGUAUGAAGACUUCUGCCGGGGUAUUCAGGAUGAAGCAGAGUCCAAGUACAAAGAGAAGUUCACCGAGCUUACGCUCGAGCGGGAGCGGGACAACAUGACGAUGCUGGCCGCCAGAAGUGAGCUGAUCACCUCUCAAAAGGAGGUGUCCGAUCUUCGAGAACAGUUUAGCACAUUGAUGACCACCACUGAGACCCUGAAACACGAGGUGGAUUGA